This is a messenger RNA of Podospora bellae-mahoneyi, 3303 nucleotides long. RefSeq lists its product as uncharacterized. The coding region runs from base 1 to 3303 and encodes 1100 amino acids. Lineage: Eukaryota; Fungi; Ascomycota; Sordariomycetes; Sordariales; Podosporaceae. The record is from RefSeq and is a predicted model, not a curated record. Gene Ontology annotation, cellular component: nucleus. The transcript has 3 exons. Gene Ontology annotation, molecular function: protein binding.
AUGGAGGGGCUCGGGGCCGCCGCAAGCGUCAUCGCCGUCGUCGAGCUGGCCGCUAGGGUCGCCUCUCUCUGUCUCGAAUACUCGUCCGCCGUCAAGAAUGCCAGAUCCGAUAUCGAGCGCCUGCGAAAACAUACCGACAGCCUCAAAAUAACCAUUGAGGAUGCGCAAAAGCUUCUCCAGGGCCCACAUGGAGCUCGGCUCGAGACGUCGCAAAAGCUACGUGAAGCCCUUGACAACACCCACUCGCAGCUUGGUGAUGUCGCUACGAGGUUGGAAGCAAAGCUGCCUACAAGCCGCAGAGAAAAGGUGCUGGCAUAUGUGAGGUGGCGAGCCUUGAAGUGGCCGUUCGAGAGCAAGGACGUGGACAAGAUCAUUGCGAGCCUUCAGCGGGGCCAGGACUCCUUUGCGGCCGCCCUUCAAAUUGAUCAAACCACCGGAAUCCUCGAUAUUCACUCUAAGAUCGUCCUAGCAACACUCCCGGUCGCAAGCGGUGCGGCUUUCGACUCGCACGCCGAGGAGCACAACGCACGUUGCCACCCCGACACCCGGGCCGAGCUGUUGCGCCAGAUCCGGGAGUGGGCAAAUGAAUCUCAAGCCGAGAACAUAUUUUGGCUGAAUGGCAUGGCAGGGACAGGCAAAUCCACCAUCUCUCGAACGGUGGCUACCUCGUUCGCAGAAGACGGCCUGCUUGGGGCGAGCUUCUUCUUCAAGAGGGGAGAAGGCGACCGUGGUAAAGCUGGCUUGCUUUUCCCUACCAUUGCUAGUCAGCUUGUGCGCCAAAUCCCUGCCCUAGUACCUCCCCUCAUAAAGGCUAUCGAUGCCGACCCGGACGUUCCCAAGAAGGUACUGAGAGACCAGUUCGAAAAGCUCAUCCUCCAACCGCUCGGCAGCAUUCACCGCACUAGAGCAAUUGUGGUCGUUAUUGACGCUCUCGACGAAUGUGAUGGAGAAAAAGAUGUGAAAACCAUCAUCUCCCUACUCGCGCAAGCAAACGUGGUACGCCCUGUACGCUUGAGGGUUUUCAUCACCAGUCGGCCUGAGCUGCCUAUUCGCCUCGGUUUUAAGGACGUCCAGGGAAGGUACCAGGGCCUAGCGCUGCACCAAAUUCCCGAGCCAGUCGUGGAACAGGAUAUAUCCACAUUUUUGAGAUAUGAGCUCGCGCGAAUCAGGGAUGAAUACAAUGGACAAGCUCUCAAGUGCUUCCAAAUGCCACUGGAUUGGCCCGGCCCAGAUGCGAUUCGGACUCUCGCUCAAAUGGCUAUCCCAUUGUUCAUUUUUGCCGCAACUGUCUGUCGCUUUGUGGACGAUAAUGGAAGGUCGAACCCUGCCAAGCGACUAAAGAAAGUAUUAGAAUACCGGAUGGAAACCCACAAUUCCGGGCUCGGCAACAUCGACGCCACUUAUCUUCCCGUCCUCGACCAGCUCACCUCUGGACGCACCGAUCAGGAUAGGGCCGAAUCGCUAGCCGAGUUCCGAGGUGUCGUUGGCCCAAUUGUACUCCUUGCUCAGCCGCUCUCCGUACUCUCACUAGCAAGACUUCUAGGUCUCGAACCCGAAGACAUUCACGCACUGCUCAACUCUCUCCACUCCGUCCUAGAUAUCCCCUCAGAGGAUAAUGCCCCAGUUAGGCUCUUUCAUCUUUCCUUCCGCGACUUCCUCGUUGACCCGGCCAAGCGUGCUACGAAUGAAUUUUGGAUCGACGAGGCAGAAUGUCACAAGAUGCUUGCUGAAAGAUGUAUCCAAGUUAUGGGCCAACACCUGAAACGAGACAUCUGCGGUUUAAAGGCGCCGGGAAAGCUGCGGUUAGAGGUCGACCAGCAGACUGUCAACGCCCAUCUGCCGCCUGAGCUUCAGUACGCCUGUCAGUAUUGGGUCCACCACCUGAAGGAAAGCAAACAUAAUAUAGAGGACAACGGCCCAGUCCACACCUUCCUGACAGGCUAUCUCCUCCACUGGCUUGAGGUUUUGUCUCUUCUGGGAAGACUCUCAGAUGGGGUACUGUUAAUAAAAACGCUUCUGCACGCUGCCCAGCCGGAUACAGCCUCUAACUUUGUUGAAUUUCUAAAGGAUGCAGAAAAGUUUAUUCGCAGUCAUGGAUCGAUUAUGGAACGGGCUCCAUUACAGAUAUACGGCUCUGCACUUAUCUUCAGCCCAACCUUAAGUAUGGUUAGAAAGCAGCAGUGGAAUAAGAGGCUUUCGUUUAUCAAAACGAUCGCAGGCAUCAAAAACCACUGGGACCCACACCAACAGACGCUCGAGGGGCAUAGCAGUUCUGUCAACGCCGUGGCCUUCUCACCGGAUGGGAAAACGCUCGCAUCAGCUUCAGAGGAUCAGACCAUCCGGCUCUGGGAUGCAGCAACAGGCACACACCAACAGACGCUCGAGGGGCAUAGCAGUUCUGUCAACGCCGUAGCCUUCUCACCGGAUGGGAAAACGCUCGCAUCAGCUUCAGAGGAUCAGACCAUCCGGCUCUGGGAUGCAGCAACAGGCACACACCAACAGACGCUCGAGGGGCAUAGCCGUUAUGUCAACGCCGUAGCCUUCUCACCGGAUGGGAAAACGCUUGCAUCAGCUUCAGGGGAUCGGACCCUCCGGCUCUGGGAUGCAGCAACAGGUACACACCAACAGACGCUCGAGGGGCAUAGCCGUUAUGUCAACGCCGUAGCCUUCUCACCGGAUGGGAAAACGCUUGCAUCAGCUUCAGGGGAUCAGAUCAUCCGGCUCUGGGAUGCAGCAACAGGCACACACCAACAGACGCUCGAGGGGCAUAGCAGUUCUGUCAACGCCGUGGCCUUCUCACCGGAUGGGAAAACGCUCGCAUCAGCUUCAGAGGAUCAGACCAUCCGGCUCUGGGAUGCAGCAACAGGCACACACCAACAGACGCUCGAGGGGCAUAGCCGUUCUGUCAUCGCCGUAGCCUUCUCACCGGAUGGGAAAACGCUCGCAUCAGCUUCAGGGGAUCAGACUAUCCGGCUCUGGGAUGCAACAACAGGCACACCCGAACAGACACUCGAGGGGCAUAGCAGUUAUGUCAACGCCGUAGCCUUCUCACCGGAUGGGAGGUAUCUUGAGACAAACUGGGGGCUCUUACGUAUCAACUCAGACUUGGAUAUUUCACAAAACCAGAGACCAGUGAAUAAUAUUCUCUUUGUUGAUGGCGAAUGGAUCACCGGAGGCGGAAAGAAUCUGCUCUGGCUUCCUCCUGAUUACCGAGCAUUAUGCGUAUCAGUAUGCGACCAUACACUGGUCCUGGGACAUGCAUCUGGGCAAGUGACAUUCUUUCAAUUUGUUUCCGCUAGGUGA